Messenger RNA from Hyposmocoma kahamanoa, 2641 nucleotides. RefSeq lists its product as uncharacterized. NCBI's taxonomy places the organism in Eukaryota, Metazoa, Arthropoda, Insecta, Lepidoptera, Cosmopterigidae. The coding region runs from base 63 to 1508 and encodes 481 amino acids. The record is from RefSeq and is a predicted model, not a curated record. The transcript has 2 exons.
ACUUACGAGUGUAUUUUGUAUUAAUUUUAAGAAGAGAUUUGUGUUCAUUAAGUAUUUUUUUAAUGUGUGAUGAACUUCGUCAUCACAUUAAGAUGGAAUUCGUAAGCUGUAAUAAUUUUAGAAUAAGGGGCGAUACGAUCCCAAACCUUAACAUUGAAGAGUUCAUAAAGUCAAUUGAGAAUCAAUACGAUAUUGACAUGACUUCACCUGAAUGGAGACGUGCUAUCACUCGUAUUCAAGCAGCAUUAAUUGAUUAUAUACAUCGAAUAAAAGACCAUAAACUUCGAAAAGCUCUCAUCUUAGAACAAUUGCAAAAAGAAUUUACGUACAUAAAUCCUUUCUAUUUAGCAGAUGUAAAGGCUAGAACAGCUAGAAAAUGGGAACGUUUAAAAACACGAAGCGUAAUUAAACUUGAUCCAAUAGUACCAGAAAGUAUUAAAAGUUUUUCUACCAAAAGUAUGGAACGUUUAAAAACUCGAAGCGUAAUUAAACUUGAUCCAAUAGUACAAGAAAAUAUUAAAAGUUUUUCUAGCAAAGGUAUUGAUCCAGAAAUUAAAGAGGAAGAAGUUUCAGAAAUGAUCAUUCCAGAAACGAUCAGUCCAGAAAUGAUAAUUCCAGAAAUGACGAUUGAUGAUGUCAAUGAUAAUGAUAUGAAAGAAAAAGUAGAUACAUUUCUACCUCGUACCGAUAACACAAACGUAUCAAAUGAAAUUAGUACAACACUGAGUGUAAUGCAAACAAAUGCAUCAAAUAAAAUUAAUACAACAGCACCGAGUGUACUACAAACAAAUACAUCAUAUGAAAUUAACAUAACAACAUCGAAAAGCAUAACCAAUACAACUACUUCGAAUUCAAGUAUUCGAAAUGAAGUGUUACAAUUAAUUGUUAAAAUUGUGGAGCGCGCAAUGGAUGUAUUUGUUUUUGACAGAACCUAUUUGUCCUUAAAAUCCGGUGAGACCAAAUUUGUACGUAUUUAUUUCGUACAAGUACUCCAUAUAGGCUGUCACAAUUGCUAUUACGAUUUUGAGUUUUACGACUCUCAAUCUAACGAGUUGCUAUUCAAGAAAACUACAAGAGUAUUUGCCGAUGUUAUGCCCCACCCUAUACAAGUAAAACCAGACGCUUUAAAUAUGACAGAUACGCCGAUAAUAUUUGGACAAUGCAGAAAUUCUUUCGUGAUUACGAACACUCAUUGCAAGUAUCCUGUCAGUAUAAGGAUUGUAACGAGUACUAAAAUGAAAAAGUUAAUAAAAAUAGUACCUAUGGAAACGGUGAUUUUACAAAAAAGAAGCACAAAGUUUGUAGUAAAACUUUGCACAAGAAAUAGGGACCCGGUGGUAGUAAAAUUAGAUGAAGAUAAAUGUUUUAAUGAAGAUAGUUUGUUCGUGCAGUUUACGUUAAAAAUUUUAAUAAGUAGCUAUGUCAGUGCUUUUAAAAACAUAACACCAAUAUUUUACAAUAUAAUUGCUCCUUGUAUACAUGAAUAUGAAUAUGUUUAUGGAAAGUAAUACUCCGAGGCAACUCUAAACCAUUACAGUGAAUAGGCAAAUCAAAUCGUAAUGAUUCAAAUUGUCAAAGCACAAUGAUUGUUUUAAAAGUAAUUAUUGUAUAUAAGAACAUUAAGCAUCAUUUAAUGCUGAUGUUUUUUACACGUAAAGAACUAAAAUAUGGCAAGGACAUCAGGCUUUUCCCCGCGGACUAUUUGUACCAUUAGCCCGUACAAUUGAUAGCACAACUGUAUAGGACGCCACAUUUAACUAUUUUGUUCACGAUCAGUUCUAAACCCACUAUUUUUGAUGUCAAUUCUCAAAGCUAUGAGUUUGAAACUCAGUUUUCAUCAAUAAGGCAACCACACAAACCAAAUAAAAAUUUUAAUGUGUAAAAAGCUCUAUCAUAUAAUAAAUAAAAGAAUAAAGAUAAUGAGCUUAAGCCUUAAGCACUUGAGCUUGUGGGCGCACAUCACAAGUUUCGACCACAUUUAGAAUAUAAAGAAAAAUAGCAAUAUUUUCGAAAAAACCUCACGAGUUUCGCACAAGUGAAGCUCUAGGUUAAAAAAACCGUUUAAAUUCCAUACAAAGAUCUGUAAUAAGAACAUAGAGAAAUUCGUAAAAUUUGCUGACUCUGUCUGUAGCUUAGUUGAUAAGAGACGUGGCCCCGAUAUGACAAGAGAUGCUUGUUCGAGUCCAGUCAGAUUGAAGGAUUUUUUCUUUAUGUUAAUCGAGCUUUUUUAUCUAUAAUAAUCAAUGGUCGGAAAAAGGUGUUCCACAUACAUAGAUUCAUGUAUAAAUAUAGCUCAAGGAGUGAUAUAGAAUUGUUAAAAUCACCAAAUUUUAAUUCAUUACUUUUUCGAAUUCCGGAUACAAAUUACUCACUUAGUAGUUUUGUCCAACGAUGUUGGACGACGAUAUUGUAAGUCAUAGUUGGGAUUUACAGCAAUUGAUGUCAAAAAAAUGCAGUAUAUAACUGACUUUUCAUUACAAUAAACCUAUGUGGCGAAAGAAAUACGUAUGGUCUUACUGCUACUAAAAUGAUGAGAAUGACGAAGACGCUAAUAAUGCUGAUGCAGCUGAUGUUUAUAAAUAAUGCUAAUGGUGCUGGUGGUGCUAAUGAUUCUGAUCGCGCGGGUGGUGCUGAUGAUGCU